Messenger RNA from Labrus bergylta (ballan wrasse), 4472 nucleotides. RefSeq names its product 5-methyltetrahydrofolate-homocysteine methyltransferase (gene mtr). The record is from RefSeq and is a predicted model, not a curated record. NCBI's taxonomy places the organism in Eukaryota, Metazoa, Chordata, Actinopteri, Labriformes, Labridae. Gene Ontology annotation, cellular component: cytosol. Gene Ontology annotation, molecular function: methionine synthase activity; cobalamin binding; zinc ion binding. Gene Ontology annotation, biological process: homocysteine metabolic process; tetrahydrofolate metabolic process.
UUGGAGGACCGUAGAAGAAGAAGAGGACUACAUCGUGCCGGCUGGUAGUAAAGUUUUGUGUUGGAGAAUUCAGCGGACAGUGAGACUGAUUUAAGGCCGACUCUGAGCGACAUGGCGCCGAUGAACCUCCUUCAUAACUCCGCUACAGGAGCGGGAUGCAGGAGCGAGUUGGAGUUGGAGCUGCGUGCCGUGCUGCAGCAAAGGAUCAUGGUCCUGGACGGAGGGAUGGGGACGAUGAUCCAGCAGCAGAAACUGGAGGAGGAAGAUUUCAGAGGAGACGAGUUCAAAGAGCAUCCUCUUCCUCUGAAGGGAAACAACGACCUGCUGAGUAUCACACAGCCAAACAUCAUCUACAACAUACACAAGGACUACCUGUUAGCCGGAGCUGACAUCAUAGAGACCAACACCUUCAGCAGCACCUGUACGGCUCAGGCUGACUACGGACUGGAACACCUGGCGUACCGUUUGAACAGAGCAUCUGCAGAGCUGGCGAGGAGAGCGGCUGAUGAUGUCACCAAACAGACGGGUGGUAAACGGUACGUGGCGGGGGCCCUGGGUCCGACCAAUAAGACGCUGUCUGUGUCACCGUCUGUGGAGAGACCAGACUACAGGAACAUCACGUUUGACCAGCUGGUGGAGGCAUACUCGGAGCAGGUCAGAGGCCUGUUAGACGGAGGAGCGGACAUCCUGAUGGUAGAAACCAUCUUUGACACCGCCAACGCCAAGGCAGCUUUGUUUGCCAUCGAACUGAUGUUUGAGAAGAGCUACGACAGAAAACCCAUAUUUGUGUCGGGGACCAUCGUGGACCGUAGUGGACGUACUCUGUCGGGUCAGACAGGAGAAGCUUUCGUAGUGAGUGUGUCACACGCUAAACCUCUGUGUAUUGGUCUGAACUGUGCUCUGGGGGCCACAGAGAUGAGACCUUUCAUUGAAGCUAUCGGACAGAACACCACAGCUUUUAUUAUCUGUUACCCUAAUGCAGGUCUUCCAAACACGUUUGGGGAUUAUGAUGAAACUCCUCAGCUCACAGCGUCACAUUUAAAGGAGUUUGCAGAGGACGGCUUGGUGAACAUCGUUGGAGGUUGUUGUGGGACGACUCCAGCUCACAUCAGAUCGAUAUGUGAGGCUGUCAGACACUGCAGACCUAGAGCGCCACCUGCUGAUAUUUAUCAGGACUACCUGCUGCUGUCAGGUCUGGAGCCGUUCAGGAUCGGUCCGUACACAAACUUUGUGAACAUUGGCGAGCGCUGUAACGUGGCCGGAUCACGGAAGUUUGCCAAGCUGAUCAUGUCGGGAAACUACGAGGAGGCUCUGAGCAUCGCUAAGGCUCAGGUGGAGAUGGGGGCUCAGAUUCUGGAUAUAAACAUGGACGAGGGGAUGCUGGAGGGACCAGCCGCCAUGACACGUUUCUGCAACUACAUCGGCUCAGAGCCCGACAUCGCCCGGGUCCCUCUGUGCAUCGACUCGUCCAACUUUGCGGUGAUCGAGGCGGGGUUAAAGUGCUGUCAGGGGAAAUGUGUCGUCAACAGCAUCAGCCUGAAGGAGGGUGAGGACGACUUCCUGCAGAAAGCCACCACCAUCAAACGCUACGGAGCCGCCGUGGUCAUCAUGGCGUUUGACGAGACGGGGCAGGCCACAGACACGCAGCGGAAGGUGGAGAUCUGCACUCGGGCUUACAAUCUGUUGACCGAUACAGUCGGGUUUGACCCCAAUGACAUCAUCUUUGACCCCAACAUCUUGACCAUCGGAACGGGCAUGGAGGAACACAACGAGUACGCCAUCAACUUCAUCGGAGCCACCAAACUCAUCAAGGAGAAGUUACCCAGAGCCCGGGUCAGUGGCGGUCUGUCCAACCUGUCGUUCUCCUUCAGAGGGAUGGAGGUGAUCAGAGAAGCCAUGCAUGGAGCCUUUCUAUACCACGCCAUCAAGGAUGGUAUGGACAUGGGGAUAGUGAAUGCUGGGAGUCUUCCCGUGUAUGAUGACAUCGAUAAAGAGCUGCUGUUACUGUGUGAGAACCUGAUCUGGAACAGAGACACGGAGGCCACAGAGAAACUGCUCACCUACGCUCAGAACAACGUGAAAGGAGGGAAGAAGGUUGUUCAGACGGACGAGUGGAGACGAGGCAGUGUGGAGGACAGGCUGGAGUACGCCCUCAUUAAGGGUAUAGACAAGUACGUGGUGGAGGACGUGGAGGAGUGUCGGGCUCAGGUGGAGCAUUACACUCGACCCCUCCACAUCAUCGAGGGUCCUCUGAUGAACGGGAUGAAGGUGGUGGGCGAUCUGUUCGGAGCGGGGAAGAUGUUCCUGCCUCAGGUGAUAAAGUCUGCUCGUGUGAUGAAGAAGGCCGUAGGAUAUCUGAUUCCUUUCAUGGAGAAGGAGAGAGAGGAGAUGAAGGCUCAGUCAGGAUCUACUGAGGACGUGGAUCCAUAUCAGGGCACCAUCGUCCUCGCCACCGUUAAAGGAGACGUUCACGAUAUCGGGAAGAACAUUGUAGGUGUGGUCCUCGGCUGCAACAACUUCAGGGUGAUCGAUCUGGGUGUCAUGGUUCCCUGUGAUCGGAUCCUCAGAGAGGCCGUCACACAUAAAGCAGAUAUCAUCGGUCUGUCUGGUCUCAUCACGCCAUCGCUGGAUGAGAUGAUCCACGUGGCCAAAGAGAUGCAGAGACUCAACAUGGACACGCCUCUGCUGAUUGGAGGAGCCACCACCUCCAAGACACACACGGCGGUGAAGAUCUCUCCUCGGUACUCGUCUCCUGUGAUUCAUGUUCUCGAUGCUUCCAGAAGUGUUGUAGUGUGCUCUCAGCUGCUGGACGAGGUGGUGAGGGACGAGUACUUUGAGGAGGUGAAGGAGGAGUACGAGGACAUCAGACAGGAGCACUACGACUCUCUGAAGGAUCGUAGGUUUGUGUGUCUGUCUCAGGCCAGAGAGCAGCGUUUACACAUCGACUGGAUGUCUCCGAGCAGACCAGUGCGUCCUCAGUUCUUGGGCCCUCGGGUUUUCCAGGACUACGAUCUGACUCGUUUGUGUGACUUCAUCGACUGGAAGCCGUUCUUCGACGUGUGGCAGCUCAGAGGGAAAUACCCCAACAGAGGCUACCCAAAGAUCUUCAAGGACAAGACUGUCGGUGAAGAGGCACGGCGAGUAUUUGACGACGCCCAGCGGCUGCUCCAACAGAUGAUUGACAAUGGCAGUCUGAGGGGGCGGGGCCUGGUGGGUUUCUGGCGUGCUCAGAGUGACGGUGAUGACAUCAAUGUGUACAAAGACAAUGUCACGGUGCACAGAGACACCAAACCCAUUGCCACCUUCCAUGGACUACGACAACAGGCGGAGAAGAUGGACGGCUCAGGGCCCUACCUGUGCCUGUCAGACUUUGUGGCCCCUGCAGACAGCGGGGUGCAGGACUAUGUUGGACUGUUUGCAGUGGCCGUGUUUGGAGCAGAGGAGCUGAGUCAGCAGUUUCAGGAUCAAGGAGACGACUACAACAGCAUCAUGGUCAAAGCUCUGGCUGACCGGCUCGCUGAGGCGUUCGCCGAGGAGCUGCACUGUCGUGUUCGUAAAGACCUGUGGGGGUACAGCGGUGAGGAGGAGCUGCACGCUUCAGACCUGCACAGAGUCCGAUACCAGGGCAUCAGACCAGCUGCAGGUUACCCGAGUCAGCCCGACCACACGGAGAAGAGCACCAUGUGGAGCCUGGCCCAGAUCGAGGAGAGGACCGGUAUCAGUCUGACAGAGUCUCUGGCCAUGUCUCCUGCUGCUGCAGUAUCUGGACUCUACUUCUCUCAUCCUAAGGCUUCUUACUUUGCUGUGGGAAAGAUCACCAAAGAGCAGGUGGAAGAUUACUCCAGGAGGAAAGACCUGAGGGUGGAGGAGGUGGAGAGGUGGCUGGCUCCUAUUCUCGGCUACGACACAGACCAGUGAGACAGGUGGACCAGAGACUGGUACAAGUGAUCCAGAACCAGGGACUACAACUCUGGCUGCCCGCCUGUAGGACUACAGCAUCUGUACAUGGGACUCUCACACUAGGCCACUGGCCCCCGUGUUGGAGUUUUGAAUCCAUCAGGUCAGAGAGAGAGAUGAUAAAGGCAAAACACGAAUGACAAACUGUGAGACUGCGGCGCACCCUGAGAGGUCGCGAUGGAGACGACCAGCUGAUCUCAUGAAUCCUUCAGAAACAAGUUUUUUUUUUAAGUCUGUUUAUAAAGUAAAGAGGAGAGAGGAAUUAUCUUCAUUCAAAAAGUUUGUGUUCAUGUCGUCAUCUCAGAGGAUCAGCUCCGAUAGCGAUACCUGUUUGUUACCAUGGCAACUAAAACAGAAGUCUUAGACACUAAAUGUUAAGUUUGUGAUUGUUUUAAUCACCAAAAGCUGCAGACCAACUCCUGAACACGUCUAAAGAUGUGUAUGCUCAGGUGUGUGUCAGGUGUGUGUUGUGUGCGUUUGUUCAGGUGUUCAGGUGUGUGUCAGGUGUUCAGCUG